This is a messenger RNA of Blepharisma stoltei, 897 nucleotides long. The record is from the annotation of a GenBank genome assembly. Lineage: Eukaryota; Ciliophora; Heterotrichea; Heterotrichida; Blepharismidae.
AUGUCAGGGGAUAAGAAGCCAAGUAUCAUAAAAAACUACAUAAUUGGGGGCGCAGCUGGCAUGAUUGCCACAUCUGUCGUCCAGCCAAUAGAUUUUGUUAAAGUUCAGCUCCAAAUCAAAGGAGAAGGUGUUAAAGGUGCGCGUCCAAAUCCUUUCACCAUUUUGAAGCAAACAAUUAGCGAAUUUGGAGUGAGGAGACUCUACACUGGCUUGGACUCUGCGUUGCUAAGACAAGCCACUUAUACAACUACAAGAAUGGGCACUUAUAAGUCUUUGAUGGACUGGGGUGCUGAAAUGAAUAAAGGAGUUGUCCCAGCAUGGCAGAAGGGUGCUUAUUCUCUAUUUGCAGGAGGCUUCGCAGCUCUUAUUGGAAACCCAGCUGAUCUCGCUUUAAUUAGAAUGCAAAGUGAUCAUACUCUGCCAGAAGCACAAAGAAGACACUACACUGGCGUUGUUAACGCUCUUUCUAGAAUUAUAAAGGAAGAAGGGUUCUUCAGUAUGUGGAGAGGGUCAACCCCAACUAUUUACAGAGCCAUGGCUAUCAACUUUGGCAUGCUAGGUCCUUAUGAUCAGGCUAAGGAAAUGCUGACUAAGAAUUUCGGCGAGUUCAAUGGCAUCAGAAUAGCAUCCUCAUUUAUUGCUGCAUUUUUCGCUUGCGUCUUUUCUCUGCCUUUUGAUAAUGUGAAAACCAAAUUCCAAAGAAUGGCUAAGAAGCCUGAUGGAACUUAUCCAUAUAAGAGUUUCAUGGACUGCUUUAUGAGAUCCCUGAGAAAUGAAGGGUUCCUUGGAUACUACGUUGGGUUCAGCACCUAUGUGGUCCGUAUUGCUCCUCAUGCAAUCAUCACUUUGCUGUCUGUUGACUUCUUAAACUCUAUAUUUAAUAAGCCUAAGAAAUAA